Molecule: messenger RNA, 1649 nt
Organism: Hypomesus transpacificus
Lineage: Eukaryota; Metazoa; Chordata; Actinopteri; Osmeriformes; Osmeridae
Gene: mul1
Product: mitochondrial E3 ubiquitin protein ligase 1b
Exons: 5
Coding region: 73-1131 (352 amino acids)
Biological process (GO): protein ubiquitination; organelle organization
Cellular component (GO): mitochondrion
Molecular function (GO): ubiquitin-protein transferase activity
Source: RefSeq, a predicted model, not a curated record
ACAAAUCCCCGGAAAUUACAUUGACGGCUAGAAAAUAUUGUGUGCCGUGUGGAUCAAACGGGACAUCACAGGAUGGAUCCCGUUGGGAAGCCCUCCACUGGGCAAGUCCUGUUGUUGGCCACCAGCUCAGCCCUGACGGCUCUCUUCUACUCUGUCUACAAGAGUAGGGCAACAAUAGUUACUAGGCUAAAGGAUGCUAAAAAGGUGACUAUUGAUCAAGAUCUAAAUAACAUCUUGUCUGAAGCACCGGGGAAAUGUGUCCAAUAUGCUGUGAUUGAAGGUGUGGUGAAAUCAGUAAAAGAGACAUUAAACAGCCAGUUUGUGGACAAUUGCAAAGGUGUUAUAGAGAGAUUGACCCUGAAGGAGAAGAAAAUGGUAUGGAAUCGCACCACACAUCUCUGGAAUGACACAGAGAAGGUGAUCCACCAGCGCACCAACACUGUGCCCUUUGACCUUGCAUCCACCAAUGAGGCCGUGACUACUACAGUGCGUGUCAUGCGUCCACUCGACUCAGCAGAGUUGGACCUGGAAACCACCUACGAGAACUUCCACCCGUCUGUGCAGUCCUUCACCAACGUCAUUGGCCACUUCAUCAGCGGGGAGCGGCCCAAGGGCAUCCACGAGAUGGAGGAGAUGCUGCGUCUGGGGGAGAACGUGACGGGGGUGGGGGAGCUGGUUCUGGACAACAACCUGGUGAAGCUCCAGCCCCCCAAGCAGGGCUUCCGCUACUUCCUGAGUCGGCUGGACUAUGAAGGCCUGCUGAAGAAGCAGGAGAGCAGCGUGAGGAUGUGGAGGUUCCUCACCGUGGUGUUCGGAGUGGCCGCCUGCACCACGCUGCUGCUGAUGCUGUGGAAGCAGUAUGUGCAGCGCAGGCGGAGGGGGAAGGAGAGGAGCGUGCUGGACGAGUUCAAGGAGCAGCAGAGAGCUCGCAUGCAGGAACUGAAUGUGGAGGAGGACACAGUGUCUCCCAGCGCCUGCGCCGUGUGCCUGAGCCGCGAGCGCUCCUGCGUGUUCCUGGAAUGUGGACACGUGUGUGCCUGUUUUCAGUGCUACCAGGCCCUGGCAGAGCCAAAGAAGUGUCCCAUCUGCAGGGCGACUAUAGACCGGGUGGUGCCUCUCUACAACAGCUAAUUGGACAAUCGGUAUCAGUGAAUUUACGAUGCGUUUAAAAUGCAUUGUGCUCAGCGCCUUAAUAAGUUGGUUUCUGUAUUUUGUUUUGUACAAAGAGCCAUAAUGGUCAUCAUCACCAAAUUAUUCUUUUUCAUACCAAGGUCUUGUUAAAUGAACUUUAAAGGGUUGGAAAGUGUUUGUCUUGUGAGAGAACCUUGACUUGUGGUAAUUUAAUGGAAGAUUUUUUUAUCAGUGUAUGGUGAUGGUUGGUCUGUGGAACAUUUAGUAAAAAUCGAAUCAAAUUAAAGAAUGCCGCUUUUGUGAUGGAAACAGUUCUUACGUUCACUACCUUCACCGCACCCAGGCAUGAAUGUAGGAAACUCACAGAUGCCAGGAGAGGGGGAUGUCUGCCUGUGUACAACAAAACACCAAGAUUGCAGCAAUAAUGUAGGAGCGGGAUCAGGUGAAAACAUAAUUGUGUGUGACAUGUUUAAGUAAUCUUACGUUUUUCAUGAAAACAGCAUAGCUUACAUAUUGUA